AUGUUACCAACUCCUCACGUUUCAUGCGACUACAACAAAGUUUAUGAACCGUCUGAGGAUUCUUUUCUUGUGUUGGAUGCGCUGGAAAAAGACCAGCCGUUUUUAACCGAGACUCUUGGACCCAACAGCGUGAAUCUAGUGUGUGAAAUCGGUUGCGGGUCCGGGAUUGUAACGACUUUUAUGAUGCAAAACAAUAUACCUAGUAAAUAUUCUAUAUAUGUUCCCACAGACGUGAAUCCUUGGGCUCUUGAGUCCACUGUGAGGACGGCGCAGCGUAACGAGUGUGAACAGCAAGUUUUCAGUCCCGUGCGCAUGAAUUUGGUGCAUUCCAUGCGAGCCAAAGAGAUAGAUCUCUUGGUUUUCAACCCGCCUUAUGUGCCAGCUGAAACGGUACCAGCUAUACCGCAGGACGUGGAGUCAUCAAAGGUUACACCAGGAGAAGACGAUCCACCUGCUGAUUGGCUGGAUCUAGCACUGUUGGGAGGUGAUGAUGGCAUGGUUGUGACUUGGCAAUUACUCAAUAACCUGAACACUUUUCUAUCCGCCAACGGGGUGGCAUACAUUUUGUUCUGUGCAAGAAAUAAGCCCCAAGAUGUAGCCAGGCACAUGCAACAACACGGCUGGAAAGCUGAGUUGGUCGAACACCGCAAAGCCGGCUGGGAGGUACUCAGCGUUUAUAGAUUUCACCAUUAG
Messenger RNA from Lachancea sp. 'fantastica', 693 nucleotides. Lineage: Eukaryota; Fungi; Ascomycota; Saccharomycetes; Saccharomycetales; Saccharomycetaceae. The record is from the annotation of a GenBank genome assembly.